Molecule: messenger RNA, 3350 nt
Organism: Oreochromis aureus
Lineage: Eukaryota; Metazoa; Chordata; Actinopteri; Cichliformes; Cichlidae
Product: sialidase-3-like
Exons: 5
Coding region: 872-2056 (394 amino acids)
Biological process (GO): ganglioside catabolic process; oligosaccharide catabolic process
Cellular component (GO): cytoplasm; membrane; lysosome
Molecular function (GO): exo-alpha-sialidase activity
Source: RefSeq, a predicted model, not a curated record
GCGAGUGUGGAUGUGUCGUACAUCUUGUUUUUAUUGCGUCACAUGCCUUUCAAGAAGAGCCGAGUGCAGCCUGUAGUGAAUUUAAAACAGCGACAGACGCUCGCUCCCAUCUUCUGUCACAAUUUAAAACUGCAUCACUUUGGGCCUCUUCUGUUAAACUAAUACAGCUGUCAGUACUGGGAGAAAAUAUCACUUGUAGGCUGUUUGGACCUUUUUUUUUAGGCGGGCGGACGACCAUGAUGAGACCAAGGGGAAGCAAAACUGAAAACAUGAACAUAGGACAAGAACUACCAAAGUAAAACAGGAAACAUGAGACAGUUCACAAAGACGCAGACUAACACGAAGCACAAAAACAAAUGUAACUAGACGUGGAACAUAGUUUUUGUCUGUAUGUCAUCAAAUGAAAAAUACAACAACUGAACAACCAGCUGUUAAGUAGCUAGAUUCAUUCCACUCCAAAAAUCCAGUAGCUGGUCUCCUCAGCUCCCAGACGUUUACAGACUGUUGUCAAAAGAAGAGAGUGGUAAACAUGUUUUGUAUGGGUUAAUAUUUCCUGUGCUCUUUAAAGAUAUUUAACCACCAUUUGAUGUGGUGGUUGUAGGUUGUAGGUGUCAUAAGGAUUUGCCUUUUAGAUAGAUAGAUGCUAUAAACGCCACCACUGUCACGUGAGCAUUCAGGUGAAGCCCUGGGUUACCUUAGCGAGUUGAUAACGAGCUUCAUGUGACCAUUUAUCCUGAUCGCGAUUGUUAAGUGCAGUCUGAUCUCAUUAGCAACUAAUGAAUUAUCUUUGGGACUUUCCAGAUUAAACCACGACAGGUUCUAUCAUUACUCAGCGGUAAAUCACAACCCCUCUACACUUCAGGCAGCAACCAUGGGCAACAAACCUUCAGUAAAUCAGGAGCUAAACACAGAAAAGACGACUAUCUUUCAAUCCCAGGAAGGAGUAGUAUACAGGAUUCCUGCACUUUUCUAUCACGCAGAGGAAAAAGUCUUUCUGGCCUUUGCAGAAAAGCGAAGGGCGAAAGAUGAUCACACCUCAGAGGCACUGGCCAUGAAAACGGGAACAGUAAACAACGAUCAAACCACUAAUGAACUGAUAGUCACGUGGUCCGAUCUGAAACUGGUGAAGGAGGCACAUCUGGAAGGACAUCGUCCGAUGAACCCCUGCCCGGUGUAUGACAAGACCAAUAAAAAACUUUUCCUGUUCUUCGUUUGCGUUAAAGGUAUAGUGUCAGAGUGUUGGCAGAGGUUCUGGGGCUGCAAUAACACCCGUCUCUGCUAUAUUACAUCCACUGAUGCUGGUAAAACGUGGAGCCAAGUGACUGACUUGACUGAUGCACUGGCCGAAGUUAAACAAUGGGCCACAUUUGCUGUUGGGCCAGGCCAUGGUAUUCAAGGACAGAGUGAUAGAUUGAUUGUUCCAGUUUAUGGUUAUGUUUCUUGCUCCAACUCAUUUUGUUGUAUAAUGUGUUAUUGUGCUGUCUCACGUGCACUCUGCCUUUACAGUGAUGACAAGGGUGUUACUUGGCAAUUUGGCAACCUGCUUGAAAAAGAAUCAGGUGAAUGUGAAAUGGCAGAGAUUUGCGAUGACAAAGGCAACAGGUCCAUCUACUGCAAUGCCCGAAGUUCUGAAGGCCAUCGUGUUGAAGCUGUCAGUGCUGAUAAUGGUGAGGAUUUUGGUAUUCUGCCAAAUGGCACACUAGUGGAAACAGGCAGUGGAUGUCAGGGAAGUGUGGUGUCCUUUCCAAUUCAAAACGAAGGUAUAAAAAGAAAGGCGGAGCAAAGUCAGGACCCCAGAUGGCUACUUUUUUCACACCCAAAUGAUAAGGGCGAAAGAAAGGAUCUAGGAGUGUAUCUGAACAAAUCUCCACAUGAGCCAAAAAACUGGAGCUCACCCUGGAUCAUCAACAAAGGUCCCAGUGGUUACUCAGACCUGGUUUACAUUGGGGAUGGGAUGUUUGCAUGUUUAAUGGAGCGUGGGGAUAACAGUGAAAUUGAACAGAUAGCUUUCUCAAUUUUUAGCUACAAUGAAGUCAAGAAGGGUACUGAAGAGUAAAUACAUUUACUCAAUAUGCUGUCUUUGUCAGGGGCUGAGCUGUAUGGCGGCCAUUAUGGUUUCACACACACAAACAGAUGUGACUGUGGCGCUGUUGUACAUGUUGGGGCUUCUUUUUUUAAUUGUGUCUCCAAAUUGUCUCUCGCGUAUGGCAGGUAAUUUUUGUUUAAUCCAGGAAAUACUAUAACUCUGAAAUUGUAUAUCAUUAUACUGAGUCUUUGUGUUAGUAUUUUAUGUCCAGUAUCCAUUCAUGAGAUAAGUCACAGCUAUUUCACUUUAUAAGGGUGCUGUGUUAUUUUGAUGAUUUGAUUUUAAUUGAUUUUAAUGGUAAUAACAUAGAAACUCGUGACUGAUAUAAAUACUUAGGACUCUGGCUGGAUGCUAGACUCACUUUUAAAAACCACAUGGAACACCUUUCAAGAAAAUUAAAGAUGAAGAUUUUUAUAUAGAAACUAAUUUUUGUUUGUCAUUCACAAGUUGUAAGAUCAUAUUACAGACCAGAUUUUGUCUGCAUUUGGUUAUUGUAGUACCGUUUAUGUGAAUGCUGAAGCCUCUUCAUUUUGUGUAUCUUGAUUAAUCACAGGUGAUUGUUUUCUUACUUACAUGUAUCUUAUAUGAAAAAGUGGGAUGGUGCUCCCUAGCAAAACGAAGACAGCAGCAUUGUAUUAUGUUUAUUUACAAGGGUCUGACUGUAGGCCUAAUUUUGACUUCAGUUUAUUUUAGUUAUAAUAAACAUGACAAUUUUAUGAAAUGAUACUGUACUCAUGAAAUUCUAUACAUAUUAAAUAUAUUUUACCCUAAACAGAAACAGGAUUGGUCAGAAUAAAAGUCAUUGAUAUACAUGCUUAUCAUAGAGAACAUGAGCACUGUCCCUCAUAUGUAAGCCUGGUAACAAGGAAAUCACAUUUCUGUUGUACCGCUGUUAGAUAUAUAUACAAGCCAUGGGCAGGAUUUUUAGUGACCAGGAAAUCAAAGACAGCAGCAUUGUAUGAUGUUUAGUUAAAAGAGUAAACAUUUCAGUGUCAGGUCGCAUGACAUUUUAACAUUAGCCGUGCCUCUUGUUCACACUGGACCUGGAAAAAACUCCCUAUAAGCAUUUAAAAAGUUGUAUUUGUCUGUCUGCAACUACGUUUUUCUUUAUUGUGAUCAUAUAUAAUAUGUCUGUUGAAUUGUCUUUGCCAGUUUCUCUAUGUGCUUUUUGUACACAGAUGUCUCUUGAAAAAAUUUCUUGAUCUCAGCGAGACCAUCUAUCUGAAUAAAAGAUACUAAAUAUAAAUAAAUUAAAUAAAUAAAA